AUUACCGAUCACUCUGUUAUUAAAAAUAAAUAAAAAUACGAUAUUUCAUUGGAUAAGGCUUUUUCUUCUGUUCUUGGUGGAACAACCUUGGACGGUGUAACAAUGGCUUCCUCAGUUACUUCCUCUUUUUGUAUAAGCAAUUUGAAGACUGUUUUCGUGGGUGAGACAAAUAAGCUCAGAGUUUCUAGUAUUCCUGGUGCUCAAGCUGGUUUCGUUAGAAAAACUGUAGAAUGUAAGGAAUCAAGAAUUGGGAAACAACGAAUUACAGUGCCAUCAAAUGUUACGGUAAAUUUGGAAGGACAGGAUAUACAAGUUAAAGGUCCUUUGGGAGAACUGGCAUUAACUUAUCCUCGAGAAGUGUUGGUUGAGAGGGAUGAGUCUGGGACUAUAAGGGUUAAAAAGGCAGUUGAAACCAGAAGAGCCAAUCAAAUGCAUGGGCUUUUUAGGACUCUUACAAACAACCUGGUUGUUGGAGUAUCUCAAGGGUUUGAAAAGAAGCUUCAACUUGUUGGUGUCGGUUAUCGUGCUAUGGUAGAAGGAAACGCAGUGGUGCUGAAUCUUGGAUUUUCUCAUCCUGUAAAGAUGGAAAUCCCCAGUGGCCUCAAAGUGAAGGUGGAAGAAAACACCAGAAUCACAGUUAGUGGGUUUGACAAAUCUGAGGUCGGCCAGUUUGCUGCUUCUAUCAGGAAAUGGAGACCCCCAGAACCAUACAAAGGAAAGGGUGUCAAAUAUGCUGAUGAAAUUGUAAGGAGAAAGGAAGGAAAAGCAGGGAAGAAGAAGUAAUGGGUUUUUUUUUUUCAAUUUUCCUUUUUCAUUUCUCUCCUGUUACUUUCCUUCAUUUGUUAGUAAUGGAAAUGUUAUAUAUACCAAGAGAAACUCAUAUUCUUUGAGAUAAGUUUGAGUCCCUUAUGCUUAUGAUGAUACUUAAUAGCAUCGCAAUCAUGAACUGUGAUUAUAGCGUGAUAA
Vigna unguiculata (cowpea) is the source of this 966-nucleotide messenger RNA. Its product is annotated as Ribosomal protein L6 family. Gene Ontology annotation, cellular component: ribosome. Gene Ontology annotation, molecular function: structural constituent of ribosome; rRNA binding. NCBI's taxonomy places the organism in Eukaryota, Viridiplantae, Streptophyta, Magnoliopsida, Fabales, Fabaceae. Gene Ontology annotation, biological process: translation. The record is from RefSeq and is a predicted model, not a curated record.